AGCCGACACCACCCCGCCGGGAGAUUUAGUUGGGUCGCGAAGUCCGAACAGCACCACCUAGCGGGCGCUAAAAAGAUGAUGAUCCCGCGGACCCGUUGGUCGGUGUUGGCCGUGUUCGCCGUGUUCGUCAAGACGGCGGUGGCAGCAGGGUGCGAGAAUUUUGAAGGGACUGCUGGCACCAACACCAACGGCGAUGUCCAAGUCUGCUGUGCUUCUGAAACAUGUCAAAGUACCUGCGAUCAAAACAACUGCUCUAUUCAUGAGGAUGGCGACAGCUGUUGCCCCGACAGCAUUGCCGAGUCGGACACGGAGUGCGGAGUCGACGGCGGUGCUGCACCAUGUAUCCUUGGGUGCGAGAAUGAUCACAAAGGGAUUACUGGCACCAACACCAACGGCGAUGUCCAAGUCUGCUGUGCUAACUCUUGUGGCAACACCUGCGAUCAAGACACCUGCUCCACUUAUGGGGAUGACGACAGCUGUUGCCCCGACAGCAUUGCCGAGUCGGACACGGAGUGCGGAGUCGACAGCGGUGCUGCCCCGUGUAUCCUUGAUGAUUCGACCGAGGGUGACGACGAUACACCAGCUCCCACACCUGCUGAGACCGAAAGCACCGAAGUCGAUUUGAGCCAGGAGGCCGACGAUGACGACUCAAAAUCCGCAGAAGCUCCAGCACCAGCUCUCGCAGAACUUGUGUCCACAUCGGAUUCAGACGGUACGUCAUCGGCGGUCAUCGCGCUUUCAGUGUUGCUGGCUGCUUUGGUGCUGGGUAACAUAGCUUGCUUCGCAUGGUGCCUCAUGCGGAGGCGUAAGGAACCCCCGACUCCGCCCCCCGCAGGCCGCCGUGAUGCCAACACCGAAGUGGAACUAGGUCGUCUUCGGAGGGACCUCGAGACUGAGCACACAAGGCGCGUCAAGGCUGAGACCCUGGUGCAUCGGGCGAAGGGCGGCGGGCUACGCUCUGGCGACUUCCCCAGCGUCCGCGACGUGUAUCAGCACGUGUAUCAGCUGGCGGACGACGCGCUCGCGUGGACCGAGAAAGCCUGCGCCGUCGGCGGGUCCCACCCUGCCUUGAACGGGACGGUACUGAGCGUCCUGUACAACACUUUCCUGGUCUGCAGGGAGGAGGUGCAGCGGUGCUUGGACGAGCGGCUCCAGAACCUGUCGGCGUUCCUGGGCAACGACGAGCCCAUCCUGCUGUCGGCGGGCGACGAGAUGAACCUGGACACGCAGUACGUGCUGUACGAGUGCCUCUGCAAGGACUACCAGAGGAUCGUGCCCGCGGACCCGGACCGGAUGGACGCGCUGGCUGGGGUCGUCCUUCAGCGCUGCGGGGAGCCUGCGGACAGGAGCCUCGCCAACGAGAUCCUAUCUGGCGCCACGUGGCCUUCCUUCGAGGCCCUCAUGAAGAACUACUUGCUGGUUUUCGUCGAGAUGGCCCUCCAGAAGCCAAGGGUGGAGUUCGAAGACAACUUGGGGGAUGCCAUGACCUUCGACUCUAUCAUUCACCGGGACUGGGCUCCAUACUCCAAAGCACCCGCCGGGCAAUCGUGUUCCAUCGUUUUCCCGGCCAUACGUCCUCAAGAGGGCCGGCCGACGUCAAACGCCAAGAUCGGAGUUGUGCGCCUCCCCGCCUAGACCUCCUUCGAAAUUGCGAUGGAGGAGGGACGGAAAAACCUGCGGGGUAGGGUCACAGCGGAGGCCAGUGGAUCGCGGUAUUUUUGCCGACUUGAGUUACAAAAGGAAUACACGUGUGCGCGCAGGUGGUCGAGGUGAUGGCCGUCCCAUGUAUACCUUUCGCGGACCAUGUACUCCGUUCCCUAUGAUGCACGCAUGUUGCACAGCGACUUCAUGUCGCACAAGGCGAUAGGUUGAGGCCCACAUAUGCAUGAUGAGUAGAAAUGUACUUGUAGAUCUCUCGUUUGGGAAAACAUACGCUAGAAAUAUUACGAAAAAUGCUGAAAUGCCGUUAAGGUUGGUGGGCGAG
This is a messenger RNA of Ectocarpus siliculosus, 1984 nucleotides long. NCBI's taxonomy places the organism in Eukaryota, Phaeophyceae, Ectocarpales, Ectocarpaceae. The record is from the annotation of a GenBank genome assembly.